AACUUUGACAAGACCUCUGCUGUGCAUGUUAUAACCUCAAAAUAAAACAACACUCGUGGAAGUUGUAGAUUUUAACUGCAAAUGAUUGAUUAGUACAUUAUUUAUGUAUUUAAUAAACAAAUAAAUAUAAAACCACCUUUAUAUUGGUGGUCAUUUAUUGUUAUUCUUGUAUUAAGUACGUUUUACAAUGGGUAAACGUAAAGGUAAAUGUGUGAAGAAGAAUCCUACGACUAAGGAGUCUCUGGAGCCCGAGAACUUGGUGAAGGCGCCGCAUUCCUUCGUGAUCCACCGCGGACAAUGCAGCAAGGACCUCGUCGACCUGAUGAAGGACUUCAGGAAGGUCAUGGAGCCGUUUACUGCGUCUCAAUUGAAGGAAAGGAAAAAGAACACAAUAAAGGACUUUGUGUCAAUAUCCGGCUACCUCCAUGUCUCUCACAUGAUGGUGUUCACAGAGACAGAGCUUGGCUCCUACAUGCGCAUGGCUCGGUUACCUCGAGGACCUACGCUCACUUUCCGCAUUCAUAGUUACAGCUUAGCCCGCGACGUGAUCUCGUCUCUCCGCAAGCAGUAUGUGAUGAUGAAGGCAUUCCAGAAUGCUCCCCUCAUUGUGCUGAACAGCUUCUCCGGUGAAGGCAUGCACAUGAAGCUCAUGGCUACCAUGUUCCAGAAUAUGUUCCCUACUAUCAAUAUUACUACUGUAAAACUAAAGAACAUACGUCGUUGCGUGCUGAUGAACUACAACCCGUCUACAAAGCUAGUUGACAUGAGACACUACGCUAUCAGAGCUACGCCGGUCGGACUUAAUAAGGGAACUAAAAAGAUGGUGCAAGGCAAAAUACCCAAUUUGAACCGUUGCAAAGACAUGUCGGAAUUCUUUGACAAAGCUGGAAUGCUAUCAGAGAGCGAGUUCGAAGACGACCCGAACGCGCAAGUGAUCCUGCCACAGAACUUAGCGUCGCGAGGCGCCGCCGCGGAGUCUAAGUCAGCUAUUAGACUGUUCGAGUUAGGGCCCAGGAUAUCUUUCCAAUUAAUAAAGGUAGAAGAUGGACUAAUGGAUGGUGAAGUACUGUUCCAUGAACUGGUAGAGAAAACUGAAGAAGAGAAAGCUUUAAUUAAAAAGAAGAGAGAACAAAAGAGAAAGUUGAAAGAGAAACGUAAAGCACAGCAAGAAGAGAACGUCAAACGGAAACAGAAGGAGAAGGAGGAUCUCAAACAGAAGUCACUCGAGGGCAUGAAGAAAAAACAAGAUGUUACUGAGAGUGAGAGAUUAAUGGAGUUGGCGAAUGCCGAGUCGCAGCACGCCGAUAUGGAUCAAGAUGAUGACGAUGACGCGGACUAUUACAGGCAAGAGGUCGGCGUUGAACCCGAGAAAGACCUCUUCACACGCGACACGAAAAAACGGAAAGGAGAUGAAGACGGUCCACGAGGCUUCAAAAAGAUGAGGUUAGACAAAAAACUCAAAAAGAAAUACCAAAAUAAACAGGAGCCCAACAGACAAGAUGGCAAGGCUUAUAAGGGGAACCAGGGAGAUGGCAAAAGGCCUUUUAAGGGGAACCCAGGAGAAGGUAAGAGGCCUUUUAAGGGGAACCAAGGAGAUGGCAAGAGGCCUUUCAGAGGUAAUCAAAAUGACGGCAGAAAGUUCAAUAAUGACAAAGGCGGUGGCAGAAGGUUCCAAAGAGAUGGCAAUGAUGGUCAGAAACCUUUCAACAAACAAAAGAAAGUGUUCGGUGGCAAAAUAAACAAGUCUGGCAAAGGUAAAGGCGGACACAGCAAAGGUAAAGGAAAGAAAGGCAGAAAAUGACCAAGGAGUACUAAGUAGACAUUAAGAAUUUGUGUACUUAAUAAAAUAACAUUGAUU
Messenger RNA from Helicoverpa armigera (cotton bollworm), 1858 nucleotides. RefSeq names its product protein Peter pan (gene ppan). The record is from RefSeq and is a predicted model, not a curated record. Gene Ontology annotation, molecular function: rRNA binding. Bases 188 to 1801 code for a protein of 537 amino acids. Gene Ontology annotation, cellular component: preribosome, large subunit precursor. The transcript has 10 exons. Gene Ontology annotation, biological process: rRNA processing; ribosomal large subunit assembly. NCBI's taxonomy places the organism in Eukaryota, Metazoa, Arthropoda, Insecta, Lepidoptera, Noctuidae.